Molecule: messenger RNA, 2670 nt
Organism: Suillus plorans
Lineage: Eukaryota; Fungi; Basidiomycota; Agaricomycetes; Boletales; Suillaceae
Exons: 11
Coding region: 1-2670 (889 amino acids)
Source: RefSeq, a predicted model, not a curated record
AUGACGUCCAAUGUUCCUAUUGCCUUGGAAAUCAAACCUCUCAGUGAUCCGAUGAAUGAAGUACUUCUCUCUCACGCUGUAUCCUUGGAGGUGGAGCACAAUACACACAUCUUGAAAAUAGGCGGUACAGAUGAUAAGAUAAAGGUCUCACCGAAAUGCCUUGAUCAAAUCCGACUUGUAGUUCAUCAACUUCAUCUAUAUCAGCGUACCGCCAAAGCCCUGACCAAAGUUGCAAAGUCGGACCGAGUCGAGGAAACAUUUGUAUUCUACAUGUCUCUAAUUUCAUAUUUCGCGGUUCUUAUCACUGCAUUUCUGCGUGAGGCGAAGGCCGAUUCAUCCAGCUCAAAUUCAAAAUGGCGUUCAGCAUACCUCGACUACCACAUGGCCCUUGCGUUGCACGGAAACUCAUUCACACUGGAUCAACAAAUUGUCGCAAUGCAGGAUAUCAAGCGAAGUUGGAACCAAUUCAGGGAGAAAAAGGUGUUCAAAAAGGUUCAGGAACUGCACGGUAAGAGAAUGCACGAUACAUUUUGUGUUGAAGGCGACAACAUGUGUGGAGGGUUGUUUGAACAUCAGCGUUCAGAAGAUGACAUGAUAACUGCUAUAAUCGAUGGCAUCACGUCGGAAGUUCCGGACCACGACAGAGAUGAUGUCGAUGCACCUGCCCCGGAGGAUCAGACCUCAGAACGACCCAAAAGCGCAGGUAUCACACCGGGUACACCAGCCAAUCCAUCGCAACCAGAUAUGGAAGUGGAUGUCGAUCCUGCCGACCUCAAUGUUUCAGGGACGAGGACAGCCAUAUCCGCGUCCAUAUACGUCAAGAAAGCUGCACGUAUGAAGGACCAUGAAGACAUCGACGGGAGUGGUCAUUCAAAGAAGGACGUCAUACAUACCGACGAUGAGAGCAUCACUGAUCAAAUCGCAAGUCGAUUUGAGAAAAAAUCUGAUUCAAAGAAAUCGCCCAAGGGACGACGAAACUCCCGUAAGGGUAAAGCAAAAGCCUCGCAAGGAAAGAAGAACGUCAUUGAAUCACCCAUGCUAGAGGCGGAAUCUGAUGUGGAUUUGAACCUCCCAAUUUCCGAUCCUCUGCGUCUGACUGCUCACGAUGGUGGGUCCUCAAAGAUCGACAUCGCCGUUGCUGAUGUCGAUGUUUAUAACGAUGAGAGCAUCACUGAUACAAUCGCAACUCGCUUUGAAAACAAUGAGGAGUUGAGGAAUCCAUCCAAGGAACGCAAGAAUGUCUGGAAGGGGAAAGGGAAAAAGUCGUAUGGCAAGCAGAAGGCUCCUGAAUCACCUUUGUUGGAGGUUGAAUCGGAACAAGAGGAGAGCCCACAUAUGCCACAUCCUGUAUUUUCGCUGACAGACAAUGAUGUGACUUCUCGAAUGGAUAUAUCGGAUCUCGACGCUGAAGGGUAUGAAAAGGGUCUUCUUCCACCGAAUCAAGACAAAUGGGAAGCCUUGACGAGGCUCGCAUUUGAAAAGGGAAACUCUCAAGUGUUUUUAAAACUCGCUACCUGGAUGCUAGUACGAUUCCGCGACCUCACAAACCGUGAUAUGGAUUCUGAGCUCGAUGGACUGCUAAUUUCCGAGAAUCCACGCCUUUUGGAGUUUGAUGAUGAUCGUUACUUCGAGGCAGUUGGUAUGGAACGGCUGUAUUCUGCAAUUGUACACAUGGAGGCAAGGCCUCGUUACUUGUGUCAUUUAUUCCAUGCACUCGGAAAACGCCUGACGGAGUCUGAUGUUGGCACUAGUAAUCCACGUAUCUGGCCUAGUCGCUCUCCACCAGCAGUUCAACGAGAGAUGAUGACUGAUAUGGAGCUUCCCUGGUUAGGGAUCAACACCGAUAUCACGGCAGAUCCCUGGUUGGCCUUUACGAAUGUAACUGACGAUGAUGCAGAAGGAUCAGUUGACAUGGAUGGGCGCGAUGUCACACUGGCGUUGGAUUCAAUGAUUAUUGAAGACGAUGACCUCCCAAUUCAUCAUGGAACUGACGCUGGUAUAUCUAGGUUGGAAAAGAGGAAGAGGACGUUAUCGCAGGCGUCCCCCCCAAAGAAGGAUGGCGGCAGAGGGACUCCAAAGCGGUGCAAGAACGGUUCCCAGACCAACGUUACAUCGAGUUCUAUUAUCCAAUAUUCCUCUGAUAUAGACCAAUCUGGUUUUAUCAACUCGCCAACGCUUCCGUUGUCUUCUCACAUGUCCAGCGUCAGCAGUCAGCCCGACAACGUAUCCGAUAUCAUGGAGGCAUGGGAUGAUCCAAUUCAAGCAAAUACUAACGAUAAUGAGACGGCACAUAGAGAUGCAACUCAGCCUUUGUGGAAUGUUCCUGACGACAAUCACAUUGAACAUGGCAAGGAAGACCAGAAUGACCGCGCAAAAUCGACAUAUGUUGAUCGAGCUGGAUCCGCAAGUCCUGUGAUCUUAGUACCCGGAACGCAACCGUCUCCCAUUGAUUAUAACAUGGAUACAACCGCGCCACUCCCACAGAAUUCAACUAUCAUGACAGAACCUGAAGAUUCAUCGCCAUCGAUUCACGCUCUUCCUGUGGAACCUUCAACUUCUGUAGGAAGUACAUGCACAGAGGACGAUGUCACCCCUCCCCGCACAAAUUCCUAUCAUAACUCCCAAAUAGAGUUGGUUGGAGAGAAUGACCCGCCGCCGCACCUGAAAUGA